UCAUGCUAGGAACCGUGGAGCCCAAACGCUAGUCCUUCAGUUUUUUUGGACUUCAACUCCCUGAAGCCUCAGCUGCCGUGGCCAAUGAAGAGGGAUUCUGGGAGCUGAAGUCCAAAACUCCGGGAAGAGUUCGGGGCCACUUGUAGAUUCCGCGGGCAUGAAAAGGAGGGCAAAACUACAGGCAAAGGGGCUUCGUCUUUCGUGACUGAGCAUGCGCAGGAAUGCAGCGCAUGCUCAGGGAGACCAAGGUUUCCCGAAGCCGGAAUUCUGAGUCCGCCCGGGCAGGUUGUUGAUGCGUUGCUUAGCAACGGAGUCCUUAGAAGCGAGUUAGUGUUAGAAACAGGCCGAGUUUCCCCUUUCCCUUCCCCCCUCCCUCCUCACCCUUUCCGAAAACUACUCGCGGGCGAAGUUUGAGGGAAAGAGGUGGGAGUCCAGAAAAGCUUGGUGUGCUUGAAGUCUUGGUGGUCAAGCCGUUUAUACGUUGUCUCCGCCCCACCGGGUCCCGCAAGGCAUUGGGACUGUUUAGUGCCCGAGGAGAUGGUGGCCGAGAAAGAGGGCUUGGGCCCUUACAGGAGCAGGCCCCCGCAGCUGCAGGAGCCCCUGCGGCAGUCCAAAAGGACCAGGAAACAGGUCAGCGAUGGAUUCACCGUCAAAGCCAUGAUGAAAAACACCGUGGUGAAAGGUCCCCCAGCUGCCGGAGCAUUUAAAGAAAGACCAACAAAGCCCACAGCCUUUCGCAAGUUUUAUGAACGAGGUGACUUCCCAAUUGCCCUUGAGCAUGAUACAAAAGGAAACAAAAUAGCCUGGAAGGUAGAGAUCGAGAAGCUGGACUAUCAUCAUUAUUUGCCACUAUUUUUUGAUGGCCUAUGUGAAAUGCAAUUUCCCUAUGAGUUUUUUGCUCGGCAAGGCAUCCAUGAUAUGCUGGAGCAUGGGGGAAACAAGAUCCUUCCUGUCAUUCCUCAGCUCAUUAUGCCAAUAAAAAAUGCGCUGAACCUUCGAAACCGGCAGGUCAUCUGCAUCACACUCAAAGUCCUCCAGCACUUGGUUCUGUCUGCUGACAUGGUGGGGGAAGCCCUAGUGCCCUAUUAUCGUCAGAUUCUCCCCAUUUUUAACAUCUUUAAGAAUAAGAAUGUUAAUUCUGGAGAUGGCAUUGACUACAGCCAGCAGAAGCGUGAAAAUAUCGGCGACUUGAUUCAGGAGACCCUGGAAGCCUUUGAGCGCUAUGGUGGUGAAGAUGCUUACAUAAACAUUAAAUACAUAGUCCCGACCUAUCAGUCGUGCUUGUUAAACUAACAAAUGGGAGAGUGAUGCCAUUUGCGUGCCCCAGCUCUUGUCUAUGUCUUGCUAUCCUUCUUUCCCUACAUCGACUAAAAGAGCAGCUUCUGGGCCUGUAGACUCUUUAGCACGAUUGUUAGCCAGUCUUUCCAAUACAUAAAUAGUGCCUGUUUCUUUUAUUACAAUGGUGUACUGUGCUUAUUUGUUCUGUGGAAGAAUUGCUUCUUUAUCACAAAAGCUGAGCAGAGCAGGCAACAGCGUUGAACCUUCAGUUGUAUGGACAAUAAACCUAUAAUUUUCAUACACAA
This is a messenger RNA of Anolis sagrei ordinatus, 1583 nucleotides long. RefSeq names its product parkin coregulated (gene PACRG). Gene Ontology annotation, molecular function: Hsp70 protein binding; Hsp90 protein binding. NCBI's taxonomy places the organism in Eukaryota, Metazoa, Chordata, Lepidosauria, Squamata, Anolidae. Gene Ontology annotation, cellular component: vesicle; cytosol; neuron projection. The record is from RefSeq and is a predicted model, not a curated record.